UGAUGAUUAAAAUGAAAUUGGCUUUGCAGCAUCGGCGGGCAAGCUCGCAACUGCAAUGGAGUAAUAAACACAAGCGUACAUUCUAGUUUAUUCUUUCUCAACCCCUUCUUCACUUUCUUUCUCUCGCUCCUUGCAAGCUAUAGUUCUAUAUAUCCUUCUUUUCUUUCUUCCGUGUCCUCUUUAUGUGAUAUUCUUGUUCCAUAUAAAAAAUUUCCGGAGAGGCGUUUGCAGCUCGCAUUCACCGACUGUAUUCCAAGGAAAAACGCGGUUUGGUUUCUCUGUGGGGUCAUUUCUUUCAGAAACAAACUACAUGAUUCUGCAAAAUAUCUAAUGGAAGAAAAGCAGUUAGAUUUUAAUCAGCCGCUUUUAUCUGUAAGGCGAUUCUCGUCGACAGUUGCCUCUGGAAAGGACAAUAAAAGGAAAACUGAAAAAUCAUCAGCUAGAUUACCUCCUCUUCCUGCUUACAAGUCAGAGUUGAAGUCGGGUCCGGUGAGGAAUCCUGGAACAGUUCCUUUUGUAUGGGAGCAGACUCCUGGAAGACCCAAAGAUGAAAACAAAUCACACACUCAGGUUGGUGGACCAUCUUACAUUCCUAUCACUCCCAAUCUUCCACCUGGGAGGGUUUUGAAAGCUAAACACAGAGAUUCUGAUAAGGCUUCGAGAGACACAUCAGUUACUCAGUCUAGAAAAGGAAGCUCUGUAUCCAAUUCUACAAGUGUCAAAUCUAUUAACAAUGAUGUGUCCACUUUUCAGUGUGUCACAUCUGAUGUAACAAAACGUGAGAGCCCGAAAGAGGCAAUCCGAGAAAAGGCUUGUUCUGUUUCAGAUGAUGGAGAUGAGGCCUAUCAAGAUGCACUUGAUACUCUUUCUAGAACUGAAUCAUUCUUCAUGAACUGUAGUGUCAGUGGCUUGAGCGGAUUGGAUGAGCAAGAGGCCCAUCUAUCUCGAAGUAUCUCACAAGAUCAAUUUUCUCGUCACUUCAUGAUUGAUCGGUUCUUACCUGCAGCACAGGCAGUGGCUUCUGAAACUCCUCAAUAUGCCUUCAAGAAGCUACCUGUUGCACGAGAACAACCAAGGCAGGUGAGGAAGGUAAUGGAUGGAGAAAGACGCCAUACAGUAAAUCAGCACUGGCCAAAUAAUUUGCCACCCUAUGCCCAAGAACUAUGUAAGGAAGAAAGUGAAGAUGAAGAUGACCUGUACAGUGAAUUUGGGGACAACACGGGCAAAAUUUGUGGGCUAUUUCCGUCUUUCUGCCUUUUGAAUCCAAUACCUGGUUUGAGAAUGCAGGAUAGGAUGCUAAAUUCACCAGUUCACAAGACGCACGCUAGAUUAAGUGCUCCUCAUAGUGAAACUGAAAAAACGCGGAAUGCAAGAACUGCUUACUAUGAGAAAAAGUGGGCAGAUUCCAAGACUGGUUCUACAGAAGAGAAAUAUUCUAUGGGCAUUCCUCGAAAGUCUGCAAAUGACAUUGAUCAACAUCGAAGGGGUUGCAGCACAUUACCACUCUCUGAGGGAACCCAAUGUGAUACUGGUUGCACAAGCCCGGUUGUUGAGAAAACCCUGUAUGUGGAUUCUGUACAGAAGGUUAAAUCUUAUUCAGGUUUAAAUGCUUCUGAAAUGAAGGUUCAGACCAAUCACCAAAGGGAUGAUUUUGAGAUUUCCAGAAAAGAUGGCAAGCUUUUGACUGUUGAGGAUAAGAAGGCAACAUCACCACCUAAAGGUUUGGAAUCUCUUGAUUCAUCUCUCAUCCCAUGUUCUGAUAGAUCUAUUAAUGAUAUGCAAAUGGGAAAGACAGAUCUUUCUAAUAAGCUGGUCAACCAAGGAAGAGACUUACCUCACAAUUCAAGUCCAAAAGCGGGUGAAUGUGACAAAAUGAAUUCAACUAGCGAUCAAGAAAGUCUCAAUGGCCGAAUUCAGACUUCUAUAUCAUGUAGAAAAGUCAAAUUGGCCGGUGAUGUGGAAGUUGAGUCAGAGAGACAAAAAGCUGCAAAAUCUGUUGACCAAGUUCUGAAUCAAGAUUUCAGUACAUUGGCUAGCCCAAGAGUGGUUGGCGAUGGUAAGAUUGACUCAAAAAGCCCUAGACUAAUGAAACUAAGAGAUCAAGGAGACUCAGAUAUACAGAAUUUGCAGCUUGCUCUUGCCCUUCCCUUACCCAAAGCUCCUUCAGAUUCUUGGCUUAACCGUACCUUACCGAUCAUUUCCUCGAGGAACAUAUCAUUGCGGUCUUCUCCUGUUGCCCACAUUCAUGGACGAGGACAAAGUCCCAAGACAGCAUUGCUUGGUCCCAAGUGGGAAACAAUUGUGAAAUCAUCUAAACUACAUCAUGGGCAUUUGCGAUUCUCUGAGGAAUUGUUGGCUCCCGUUCCUGAAGCUUGAACUUGUAUGAAGAGAAGGCCGCAGAUUAUUUCAAUUGCUCGCUGAAAUGGGCAGUUUCUUUGGGUGUUUUAAAGGUUUUUUUUUUUUUUUUUGGGUAUAAUUCUUUUGAUCUUUUCGUUCUACAUAGCUGAACUCGCUUUCGCUGCUAUAUAACUAUGCAGUAUACAGAGAUGGUAUAUAAGUGAAACUGUAAAUCACAGCCUUGUUUCAAACUGUCAAUGUAAUAAGGUGUUUCAAGUAAUAAAUUUCUUGUACGCCACAUGAGCUUUAUGGUUA
This is a messenger RNA of Prosopis cineraria, 2652 nucleotides long. RefSeq lists its product as uncharacterized. The record is from RefSeq and is a predicted model, not a curated record. The transcript is spliced from 4 exons. Bases 331 to 2376 code for a protein of 681 amino acids. Lineage: Eukaryota; Viridiplantae; Streptophyta; Magnoliopsida; Fabales; Fabaceae.